CGGGCCGGGUAUCGGCUGAGGCUGCAGCCAAUUCGGCUCGGUCUCUGUUCCCUUGGACGUGCGGGGCUCCCGCGGUCGGGGGCGGCUCCCUGCCGCCUGUGAGCGGCGUCGGCAGCGGCGGCAGAGCUGGUCCAAUUCAGUGCACUCUCCUUUGGAAAGGAUGGGCGUCCCUAGGCCCGGCUGGGAUUCUGCCAGGCUCCAUUGCCUGGUGUGAGAGGAAGGCAUCCUUUCCAGCCCUGGCAUCUUUGCUCAUCAUGGCCCCGCUCAGCUGCUGCCCAUUCGCCUGGGGACUCAGAGGGCCCAGCUUCAGCCCUGGGAAGUCCCAUCAGGCAGUUCGGCACCACCCUUCAGAGGCCUCCCAGGCACUGUGCUCCACCUGGAGCAAGAGCCAUUGAUGGCCUCAGCAUGGGAGAACCCCCUGCCUUCAUAUCUACCUGCCUGGCACUGCCCACUCUAAGCCCUGUGAACUAGGUCGAUCUGGAAGUGCCAACCCUGUGAACCCAUUGCCCACCCCUAGGGAUCCCUGACCACCCCCAACCAUGUGUGAAGUAAUGCCUACCAUCAACGAGGGGGACCCUGGGCCCCCCCACGGUGCCGAUGCCGACGCCAACUUUGAGCAGCUGAUGGUGAACAUGCUGGAUGAGCGGGAGAAGUUGCUGGAAUCAUUGCGUGAGAGCCAGGAGACCUUGGUGGCCACACAGAGCCGACUCCAAGAUGCUUUGCACGAACGGGACCAACUUCAGCGCCACCUCAACUCUGCCCUUCCCCAGGAGUUUGCCACAUUAACCCGGGAGCUGAGUGUGUGUCGGGAGCAGCUUCUAGAACGGGAGGAGGAGAUCUCAGAGCUGAAAGCUGAACGGAAUAACACAAGGCUGUUGCUAGAACAUCUGGAGUGUCUUGUGUCCCGUCAUGAGCGAUCCCUUCGGAUGACAGUAGUGAAGCGUCAGGCUCAGUCUCCCUCUGGUGUCUCCAGUGAGGUAGAAGUGCUCAAGGCCCUUAAGUCUCUGUUUGAGCAUCACAAGGCACUGGAUGAGAAGGUUCGGGAGAGGCUACGGGCAGCGCUGGAACGUGUAAGCACCUUGGAGGAGCAGCUGGCAGGUGCUCACCAGCAGGUAUCUGUUCUACAGCAGGGAACUGGAACCCGGGAUGGAGCUUCAGGAGAAGAUGGGGCCUUGGAGUUGGGACCGAGACUCUUAUGGAAGGAUGAAGCAGGCCGGGCGGGAGAGCUGCAGGAGCGCCUGGAGAAGCAGACCUUUGAGCUGAAUCAGGCCCGCGAGCGCCUGGUUGCCCUGGCCAGCACAGUGGCUGAGCUGGAGGAGGAUCUGAGCACUGCCCGCAGGGACCUCAUCAAGUCAGAGGAGUUGAGCAGCAGACACCAGCGGGACCUCCGAGAGGCUUUGGCGCAGAAGGAUGACAUGGAAGAGAGAAUCACCACGCUGGAGAAACGCUACUUGGCAGCCCAGCGUGAAGCUACAUCCAUCCAUGACCUCAACGACAAGCUGGAGAAUGAACUGGCCAAUAAGGAGUCCUUGCAUCGCCAGUGUGAGGAGAAGGCCCGGCACCUACAGGAGCUUUUGGAGCUGGCUGAGCAGAAGCUGCAACAGACAAUGCGCAAGGCUGAGACCCUGCCCGAGGUCGAGGCUGAGCUGGCUCAGAGAAUCGCUGCCCUCACCAAGGCUGAAGAGCGGCACGGCAACAUUGAGGAGCACCUUCGGCAACUGGAGGCCCAGCUAGAAGAGAAGAACCAGGAGCUGGCUAGGGUGCGCCAGCGGGAAAAGAUGAAUGAAGACCACAAUAAGCGUCUCUCUGACACCGUGGAUCGGCUCCUGAGUGAGUCCAAUGAACGGCUGCAGCUGCACCUCAAGGAGCGCAUGGCUGCUCUCGAGGAGAAGAACACACUCAUUCAGGAACUGGAGAGCUCCCAGAGGCAGAUUGAGGAGCAGCACCAUCACAAGGGCCGCCUUUCAGAAGAGAUUGAGAAGCUGCGCCUGGAGGUGGACCAGCUGAAGGGUCGAGGGGGGCCAUUUGCAGAUGGCGUCCAUUCCAGGUCCCACAUGGGCAGUGCUGUGGACCUUCGGUUCUCUAUGAGCGCUGGAGCCCACGCUCCCCCUGGUCCUACCCCCAGCCUUCACCGCAGGUUUUCUGCCCUUCGAGAGGAGCCCACCAAGGACUGGGAACCAUCGCCACUCUCCGGGGUGCUGGCUCCCCCGGCUGCCCCCGCCUUUGAUAGUGACCCUGAGAUCUCAGAUGUGGAUGAGGAUGAGCCCGAGGGGAUGGUGGGCUCUGUGGGUGUCAUCUCUCCCAGCGGCCACUCAGAUGCUCAGACCUUGGCCAUGAUGCUUCAAGAACAGCUGGAUGCCAUCAAUGAGGAGAUCAGGAUGAUCCAGGAGGAAAAGGAAUCGACUGAGCUUCGAGCAGAAGAGAUUGAGACACGGGUAACCAGCGGCAGCAUGGAAGCACUGAACCUCACCCAGCUGCGCAAACGCAGCUCAAUCCCCACCUCGCUGACCGCCCUGUCUCUGGCCAGUGCUUCUCCACUCAGUGGCCGCUCCACACCCAAACUCACCUCCCGCAGUGCCGCCCAGGACCUGGAUCGAAUGGGUGUCAUGACCCUGCCGAGUGACUUGAGGAAGCACAGGAGGAAGCUGCUGUCACCAGUGGCUCGGGAAGAGAACCGAGAAGAUAAAACCACCAUAAAAUGUGAGACUUCUCCUCCUUCCUCACCCAGGACUUUGCGGUUAGAGAAACUUGGCCAUCCGGCCCUGAGCCAGGAUGAAGGUAAAAGUUCCUUGGACGACCAAGGCAGUAAUCCCAGCAGCAGCAACAGCAGCCAGGACUCCCUGCACAAGGGCACCAAGCGCAAGGGGAUCAAGUCAUCCAUUGGUCGACUCUUUGGGAAGAAAGAGAAGGGCAGGCUGAUCCAGUUGAGCCGGGAAGGAGCCACAGGCCAUGUCCUGCUGUCAGAGUCAGAGCUCAACCUGCAGGAGCCCCUGGUGCCUGCCAAGCUGGGAACCCAGGCUGAGAAGGAUCGUCGCUUGAAAAAGAAACACCAGCUUCUUGAGGAUGCACGCCGGAAGGGAAUGCCGUUUGCUCACUGGGACGGCCCCACUGUGGUCUCAUGGCUGGAGCUGUGGGUGGGCAUGCCAGCCUGGUAUGUGGCUGCCUGCCGAGCCAAUGUCAAGAGUGGCGCCAUCAUGUCGGCUCUCUCAGACACGGAGAUCCAGCGGGAGAUCGGCAUCAGCAACGCCCUGCACCGGCUCAAGCUUCGGCUGGCCAUCCAGGAGAUGGUGUCGCUGACCAGUCCUUCAGCCCCACCCACCUCCAGGACGUCCUCUGGAAAUGUCUGGGUCACCCAUGAGGAAAUGGAGACACUGGCAACAUCCACAAAAACAGACAGUGAGGAGGGCAGUUGGGCUCAGACCCUGGCCUAUGGGGACAUGAACCAUGAGUGGAUUGGGAACGAGUGGCUCCCCAGCCUGGGGCUCCCCCAGUACCGCAGCUACUUCAUGGAGUGCUUGGUGGAUGCCCGUAUGCUGGACCAUCUCACUAAGAAGGACCUUCGAGUCCAUCUGAAGAUGGUGGACAGCUUCCAUCGGAGCAGCCUGCAGUAUGGCAUCAUGUGCUUGAAGAGGCUCAAUUACGACAGAAAGGAGCUGGAGAAGAGAAGAGAGGAGAGCCAGCAUGAGAUCAAGGAUGUGCUGGUCUGGACCAACGACCAGGUGAUACACUGGAUCCAGUCCAUUGGGCUGCGGGACUACGCCAGCAAUCUUCAUGAGAGCGGCGUACAUGGGGCUCUCCUUGCUCUGGAUGAGAACUUUGACCACAACACGUUGGCCCUGGUCUUACAGAUUCCCACGCAGAACACCCAGGCCCGCCAAGUGAUGGAAAGGGAAUUUAACAACCUCUUGGCCUUGGGGACAGAUCGGAAGCUGGAUGAUGGUGAGGACAAGGUGUUCCGCCGUGCCCCGUCGUGGAGGAAACGCUUCCGUCCCCGGGACCCCCAUGGAGGGAUGCUCAGCACCUCAGCUGAGACCCUCCCCACCAGCUUCCGAGUCUCCACCCUGGGGCCGUUGCAGCCCCCACCGGCUCCGCCAAAGAAGAUGCUGCCAGAAGUUCAUUCCCACUAUCUCUACGGACACAUGCUCUCCGCCUUCCGGGACUAGCCACGGCCCCACCUGGCUUCCUCCUUGGCCUCACCGGCCUGGCCGGCUCUAUCCCCUCUUGCUUGUUCCCUUUCCAGUAGCCCCCAGUCUUGUCUGUGACUUUCCAGUUGCCCCUGGAUCUCAGCAUAUACUCAUCCUUGAGCUCUGACCCCCAUCUCCUUUUGUCUGUGUGUUUCAUGAGGCUUUGGUUGGGGCCUCUGUGUGCCAGGCUUGGCCCCAUGGGUUGGUCAUUCUCAGUCUACAGGGGAGAGAAGACAGCAAGCCCAGGGGGUGGAAACAACUUCCCCUUCAUCUUCUCAAUACCUGACCUGUCCCCCUGGCCUUGGAGCAAGGGCCAGGCCACGGCCACUGGUACCAACAGAGUAGUGUGAACUAUGGUUCCCAGGGGAGAGACAGCUGUGUGCCCAGGCUCUGGUCUGUUUCCUUCCUUGUAGGGAGGGCCUCCUAGGCCUUGAGAGUGUUUCUACCUAACAACCUAUUUUGACACCUGUGACAACUUCUACAUUAGCAAUAGCUACAGAAGCAGCUCUCAGGACUUCCUGGGGGUUUAAAGGGCCCUUGAAACCUUUGGAGAAGGCAGGAGAACAGAGCAAAGGGCUUCACCUAGGCUUGGGGCAUGGGGAGAGUGAAAUAGCAGGAAUAUUUCCACCACCAGAAUAGGUUCCAGCUCAGUCUCUCUGGGAUCCAAGCCCCAAGCCCUGGGCAAAGAGAGUGUAAGGAAGAAUGGGGUUGACCAGCAGGCCAGCUUGGGGCUGAUGUGGGAGAAGAGAUGAGAAGAAAUGGAAUACAGAACUGCAGGUCUAGUGUCCACGAACAGGGAAGCCCCUUUCUUCAGUCAGAUAUUCAGACGGGGGCUGGGGGGAAGGGGAGAGCAGACUGUCUUCUGUUAGCAAUAAGUCCCACGUGGCUGUGGGAGCUCUUCUCUCUCUGCUUGCUCCCCAGACCCUGGCAGGACUGCUGGGUUGGUGGAUUCUGGAAGAAUGUCGUAGAUUCACACUGACUCAGAAUGUUGGGGUUGGGGAGAGGAGAAGACAAGGAUUCUCCUCUGCUUCCCCUGAACUUUUCCCAAGGGAUAGAAGUAGGAAGUAGGAGACAGGAAGAGAGGGGAGGAGGAAUGAGUGACUGCACAUGUAUCCUUUUGGGCUCAGAAUCUUAUGGAUCCCAAAUUUCCAGUCCUCUGACUCUUGCCAUAGAUUCCUCUUUUCCCUCCGCCAUGAGCCUGCUCUCUCUGCCCUGGGAGCAUCGCAGGAAGAGGCAUUCCUAGGAAAUCCUCCUCCUG
Messenger RNA from Phascolarctos cinereus (koala), 5442 nucleotides. RefSeq names its product PPFI scaffold protein A4 (gene PPFIA4). Gene Ontology annotation, molecular function: protein binding. Gene Ontology annotation, cellular component: presynaptic active zone. Lineage: Eukaryota; Metazoa; Chordata; Mammalia; Diprotodontia; Phascolarctidae. The record is from RefSeq and is a predicted model, not a curated record. Gene Ontology annotation, biological process: synapse organization.